Molecule: messenger RNA, 1399 nt
Organism: Xenopus laevis (African clawed frog)
Lineage: Eukaryota; Metazoa; Chordata; Amphibia; Anura; Pipidae
Product: protein kinase C delta type-like
Exons: 5
Coding region: 12-650 (212 amino acids)
Source: RefSeq, a predicted model, not a curated record
AUUCUGCGGAGAUGAUCUGUGGCCUACAAUACCUGCACAGCCUCGGGAUUAUCCAUCGAGACAUCAAACCCAUGAACAUUCUAUUGGACCAUCAAGGACACGUUAAAAUCUGUGACUUCGGCCUGGCAAAGCAGAGCCUCUUUGAUGGAGACCUAACAACUGGCUGGGCCGGAACCAUAGAAUACAUGGCCCCGGAGAUCCUGAACAGAAAAACAUACAACGCAGCAGUAGACUGGUGGUCAUUGGGCAUCACCAUCUGCAAAAUAGCCACUGGCGAGUCACCGUUUCAUAACAGCGGGAACAAGAAUCAGCUCAUUUGUUCCAUCAAAGACCAUGAACCCAAGAUCCCUGAUUGGCUGGAUGAAGAUCUAAAACAUCUUCUGGGGCAGCUGCUAGAAAAGAAUCGGAAGCAACGCCUUGGUGUUCGAGGAAACAUCAGAUGCCACCCAUUCUACAAAUCCAUCGAUUGGGUGGCGCUGGAAGAGGAAGGAUUACAACCCCCUUACCAGCCGAGAACACCAUCACCUGAGCUAUUCCAGCCGUGUAAAGAGAAGCUGUCAUUCCUGGAGUACAAGGAGGAUGAAGGAACAUCAGGAGGCAGUGACACCAUUCCCGGCUUCUCUUUUCAAAGUUCCACCUGGCUGACGUAAGUAUGGAUAGGCGUGUAAUCCAGCCAAUAAUAACAACUAUUCCAUCAGCACAGGUUUUAGCAGAUAGUGGACAUGAUUGUGGGCUGCAAGAACUUUUCCGCCUGCUGCAUAAAGGCCAGAGCAUCUCUUGCGAUUCCUGUUUCAACCAUCGGCUCCACCUUCACCUGGGAUUCCAUCUACCAGGGUAUGAGACUGACGGGUAACAUCAGGCCUAGAAUUAUGAGGGGCAGUCACUCAUCUGGCAAAUCACGCGUAAGUAUCAGGUGGGUAUCUUUAUGUGAGUGAAUGUGUGAGUGAACGUGAGAUAUGAAAGGAUAAGGGUGUAACAGAAGGCAAAGCAGAGUCUAAGAUCACAGCCUGCGUUGUCUUCCUGCACAUCAUGUCUAUGGAAGCCAUACCCUGUUAGUUAUGUAUAUAGUUCUGUAGUUCUCAUAGUUAGAAAUCCAGGUCAAGGGUUUUUUCCCAUCUGAAGUAAGAUGGGGUUUUUACCUUGUCCUUUAAGUUUUGAUGUUACAUGAGCAAAGGGUGGGACAUAGACACGUGCAGUUUAAGCCUCGUUUGUUGUCUUUGUUUGUCACGUUUGUCCUGUUGUGUGAGGCGUUACACCCGGCGUGCCGGUAACAAGGUUGAAGCCUUGACGUGGCGUUACUGCUCACAUGUAUAAACAUGUGCUAAUUCAACCAAUGCUGAGAGUGUGAGUUAUGUAUUGUUUCAUUGGCAGAAUUUGUUUCACUUGCUCAUAACCUCUU